AGUUUGCGGCGAACUUCUUUUCUCGGUCUCUGAUUGGAGCAGGCGGGCCACGCCCCGUCUCUGAGGGGUGGCAUGCCGGCAGCCUCCAUGGCCCAGGACCCGGCGAAGCUGCAAGCCGAGGUGGAUCGGCUGACGGCCGAGCUGCGGAAGGCGACGCAGGAGAACGUCCAGGCGGCGCAAUACGGGCUGGCCGUGCUGGAGGAGAACGGCGAGCUCAAGCAGCACUGCAGCGAGCUGGAAGGCCAGCUGGAGAUGAUGCGCUUGGAGGUGGCCCACAUGAAGGAGGCCUUGACGGAGUCCCACAGUGUUCACAAAAGGGCCGCGGCCGACGGGGAGAGCCGGGAAGAGCACUUUCUUCGAGAGGCGGCCUCCAAGGAGGCUCGCUUGAGCCAGUGCAUUGAGGACCUCCACGGCGACGUGAGGCACCUGCGGUCCCAGCUGGAGAGCAAGGCUACGGAGAGCGAGCGCCUGGAGGCGGCUCUGCAGGACCUGAGGAAGGAAUGCCAGAGCAUGGACUCGGAGCGCGCCCGGCUGCGUGAGCAACUGAAACAGGUGAAGGCAAGAGAGCUGCGUCAGCUGCAGGACUGCACAGAGCUGGAGGAGGAGAACAUCUCCCUGCAGAAGCAGGUCUCCGUGCUCAAGGGCAGCCAGGUGGAGUUUGAGAGCGUCAAACGUGCGCUCAGCUGCCGGGAGGAGGAGCUGGUGCUUGCGGGCAGCCAGCUGUCGGAACUGGGGCGCCUGCGGGAUCUGGCAGAGCACCAGCUGCAGGAGGCGCUGGAGACCCUGCAGGCAGAGCGGGAGCAGAAGCAGGAGCUGCGGCGGGAGCUGGCCGCCUGCUCCCGGGGGCCCCAUGCCUCGCCCAACAGCUUGCAGGCCAACCUGGAGGAGCUGAGCUACAGCCAGGCGGAAGGCGAGGAACAGGACAGCGGCUUCGCCAACGGCAGCACCCUGGGGGACGGCCUGGCCUCCGCGGCCCACUGCAGCCGGCCCGCCCCGAGCCUUGUGGCGGACCUCUUCAGCGAGCUCAGCCUAGCGGAGAUCCACAAGCUGCAAGAGCAGCUGCUCCAGGCAGAAAACGAGAAGACCUCCCUGGCUUCCGACCUGCAGGAACUGAAGACGCAGCUCACCACCACCAAGGAGGCCCUGGCUCAGCAGCAGCUGCGCAACAGCCGGGACGCGCCGCACUGUCAGGCCUUGGAGGCCGGCCCUCACCGAGACAGGACCUCACCGAGACAGUCGCUCCAGGAGAGGGAGGACUGCUGCGAGGCGGUGAAGAAGGCCCAGCUGACUGCCCAAAGGGAGAAGGAGGUGGCUGCCCAGCUGGAAGUGGACUUGAGGGUUGCCCGCAGGAUCGCCCUGGAGUGCCAGUCACGCCUGGCUCAGGUCCAGGAGGAGCUCCUGGGCUUCUCGGAGGAGCUGGCGGGGCUGUACCACCAUGUCUGCACCUGCCACAGCAUCACCCCGCAGCGGGUGGUCUUGGAUUACUACCGGGAGGGCCGCGGAGCCCAGAGCGCGCGCCGGAGGUGGUCUUCCAGGAAGCCAGAGGUGGGCAGCAGCGGUGACCGGUCUCCCAGCAGCAGCCCUGGCUCACCCUGCGGCUUGGAGCCCCUCCACUCGGCCAGCCUGACGGGCGUCCUGCGGGAGCAGCUGGGGCACCUGCAGGUGGCGCUGUCCCUUGCGCUCCAGCAGAGCCCCGCGGGGCACGGGGCGGAACUGGAGCGGGACCAGGAGACGCUGGUGGAGGAAGUGCUGAAGCUGAAGUCCCUGCUGAGCACCAAGCGGGAGCAGAUCGCCACCCUGCGCACGGUCCUGAAGGCCAACAAGCAGACAGCCGAGGCGGCCCUCUCCAAUCUCAAAAGCCAGUACGAAGGCGAGAAGGUGCUCAUGUCGGAGAUGAUGGCCAAGCUGCGGCACGAGCUCAAAGCCUUGAAGGAAGACGCGGCGACCUUCUGUUCGCUGCGCGCCAUGUUUGCCAGCAGGUGUGACCAGUACGUGACCCAGCUGGACGAGAUGCAGCGGCAGCUGGCCGCAGCCGAGGAUGAGAAGAAGACGCUGAGCUCCCUGCUGCGCAUGGCCAUUCAGCAGAAGCUGGCGCUCACCCAGCGCUUGGAGUCCCUGGAGAACCCUGUGGAGGUGCGGGGGGCCAGGCGGAGGCCCCUCCGAACGGCCAAGAGCACCGUGGUAAGGACGAGAGGGGCACAGGGCUCUGUUCAGAAGGGAGGGAGAUGA
Molecule: messenger RNA, 2229 nt
Organism: Heteronotia binoei (common prickly gecko)
Lineage: Eukaryota; Metazoa; Chordata; Lepidosauria; Squamata; Gekkonidae
Product: protein bicaudal D homolog 2-like
Exons: 8
Coding region: 73-2229 (718 amino acids)
Biological process (GO): protein localization to organelle; regulation of microtubule cytoskeleton organization; microtubule anchoring at microtubule organizing center
Cellular component (GO): cytosol; Golgi apparatus
Molecular function (GO): dynein complex binding; cytoskeletal adaptor activity; dynactin binding
Source: RefSeq, a predicted model, not a curated record